AUGGGGAAGAAAAAGAACGGAAAUGCGCAGAAUAAAGUGGCGAAGCAUCGAAAUAUGAAAAAGACGAAAACGCAAAAGAAGAAUAAGGACAAAGAGGAGGAAAUAAGGAAGAUGCUGAAUGAUCAGAUUGAUUUAAUAGUAACCACAACGAAUGGAACUCUGAAAAGCGCGCCGAAGAAAGUGGAAAAGAUCGGUUUACCCGCGGAAGUUGCGACGGACGAGAUUGAGUCUUUAAUGACAAAUAUGUAG
Oikopleura dioica is the source of this 249-nucleotide messenger RNA. NCBI's taxonomy places the organism in Eukaryota, Metazoa, Chordata, Appendicularia, Copelata, Oikopleuridae. The record is from the annotation of a GenBank genome assembly.